UUUCAGCCGAUAUGGUGUUGCUCAUGGUUGUCAGGAAUCUGUUUUAACCGAGCUGAUUAACAGUCACUAUUUCAUAUGAGUCUUCCGAAAUAAAUACUGUCUUUAAAAUAUGUAAUUGAAUGUUAAUUAAGAAUCUCUACUUGUCAUUAUGAAUUCAAGGAAAAGAAGUGGCUCAGGUUCUAAGAGGCAGUUAAAGGAAAAGAUAGUACAGAUUUAUGAAUCAUUCUUCAAAGGUGAUGAUUUGUCUAGACUGAAUCCUAAUUUUUGGGAUGAACUGUUUUUAUUAAAGCCAAAGGUAUCACAUUUAGAAAAUGAAAUCUUAAGGCUUAACGAAGAACAAUUAUUGGCUGCGAAGGAGAAUAUCAACUGUUUGUUUGUUCAGUGUAUUGAAACGUUAGGAAAUGAUCAUCAGCUGCGAAUCGUAUAUGCACUCCAAACAUUGUGUGCAAUUACUAGUGCUGUUUAUAAGACCUCUGGACAGUGUGGUUUUGAUGUUAUAGAUAUUCUCCUUGGUUUUGACACUGCUGAGCAGCGGAUGAAAUUGUUGUUAAAUCACUGUAAUAACUUAUUGAGUGGAGAGUCAGCGCCUAACCUAAAAUCUCUGUGUUUGAAAUUGUUACUUCUUAUGGUCACAGGGAAUGACAAUGUCAGUCAAAAUACUUUACUUGAAUUCGUAAUGCUUAACAGUGUUUUCGAAACAUUAAUACAGCUACUGUGUGAUACACUUAGUAGAAUACAUCAUGGUCAUGAUGUCGUUCUUCUCCUAACGCUUCUGAUAAAUUAUCGGAAACAUGAAUCGGCCAAUCCUUACAUUGUUAAGUUGUCUAUUCUCGAUGAUGAGCUUGCUUUAAAUGGAUAUGGUCAGGUUAUAUCGUGGUCGCUGUCAGAAUUCUGCCGUCCUUUCAGCCAGGACCAGAAAGAACCUCAAAGUGGAAAUUGGUUUUCAUCACUGUCUAAUAUCAUCGGUAACAUGUUCCUCUCUGAAGAUACAGGCACAAGAAAUCAACAGAUUAGGGCUAACAAUGGUGUUUUGGUCGCACUUUACGAAGCUGUGCACUUAAAUAGGAAUUUCGUUAGUACUUUAGCGCAGACCCAAGCCGAAGUAACCGCUCCUAGUGAGACGGAACCAGUUCCAGAGCCUACUAACUUGUUAGGAACAUUUUUUCAAUAUUGUUCGAUUGUGAUGCAAGACACAAAAUGUGAGGCAAGCCAGAACACAGUCAAACUGUGUUUUGUUGUACUCACGUGCGUAGCAGAAGAUCAUUAUGCAAAUUCUGUGAUGCACGAUGUCAAUCUAGUCUUUAAAAUUCACCUACAUAGGUUGCCAAUGCGCCAUAGGAACAUAUCAGAAAAACCUUCACAGACCCUUGCUAAUACUUUAUUAGAUUUACUCGUGGAAUUUGUAAUGAGCCAUAUGAUGAAGAAGUUACCAUUGGAAUUGUAUUUGUUAUGCGUCGGAGUCAUGCAUCGAGUACUGUGUUACCAAAAAAGGUGUAAAGUAAGACUCAUUUACCAGUGGAAGGAACUUUGGGCCUCCCUCAUAGCGCUAUUGAAAUUUAUAAUCGCCAACGAAGCGCAUCUGGCGAAGAAAAUGAAUGUCUUUCAUCUAGCCCAUCAGGUGAUUAACAUCUUCAAUUUAUUUAUCACAUACGGCGAUACAUUCCUUCAUUCUCCAGCUAAUUACGAUGAGUUGUAUUAUGAAUUAAUACGAAUGCACCAGGUUUUCGAUAACGUCUACUCGAUGGCAUAUCGUUACUCUGCAAUGGAGGGAGAAUUUAAAGAUACAGCGUUGAAACUAACCAAUAGUUUAGUUAACGUAAGAGCCAUAAUAAAUCACUUCACUCCCAAAAUUGAUGCAUGGCUUGCCGGGCAAGGUUUAUCUACUCCUACAGAAGAGCAGAUUCUUGAUGUUGUCAGAAAAAGUUACGAUAGUCUUACAUUAAAACUCCAAGACAGCUUGGAUCAGUAUGAACGAUAUACUGAAAACCCCAGACAUUCAGCAUUUUUCACCGCAAUGGUGAGAAAUGUUGUGAGUGAUACGAGGCAAAGUAUUGAUUUUGCAACGUUAGAUCUUCAGUCUAUUUUGCAAGAAUUUUCGACAAUCACAUGAUGGCUGUUGCGAAGUGAUGGGCCUUUGAUAAUGCUAUGCAAUUCUUCCCAUAUAGCGUGCAUAGAGCUGUCGAUUUACGUGUACGUUCAGUCGAGGCUAGCACUCUUCGAAGACCUUAGUCAUCACCACUGUUUUUUUGUAUGAUUCCAUCGUAACGCAUUUCUUUGUAAAUAUUACCUCAUUAAAUAACAUAUCCUUAUCAAGUAACUUGUAGGAGAUGUAUGGCUCUAAAGGAUGUAUAUCAGAAUGUUUUUAAGUUGU
Molecule: messenger RNA, 2371 nt
Organism: Nezara viridula (southern green stink bug)
Lineage: Eukaryota; Metazoa; Arthropoda; Insecta; Hemiptera; Pentatomidae
Source: the annotation of a GenBank genome assembly